Molecule: messenger RNA, 1778 nt
Organism: Lathyrus oleraceus (garden pea)
Lineage: Eukaryota; Viridiplantae; Streptophyta; Magnoliopsida; Fabales; Fabaceae
Product: homeobox-leucine zipper protein ATHB-6
Exons: 3
Coding region: 490-1461 (323 amino acids)
Biological process (GO): positive regulation of DNA-templated transcription
Cellular component (GO): nucleus
Molecular function (GO): sequence-specific DNA binding; DNA-binding transcription factor activity, RNA polymerase II-specific
Source: RefSeq, a predicted model, not a curated record
UCUCACCAUAACUAACCUUGCCCGUGAACCCCUUCACCAUCAAACUCAACAAAACACAACCCAAUCUCUCUCUCUCUAUUUUUCUUCUCUUCUCCACCUUCUCUUUUUCUCUCUCAACCUAUAAAAAUUUGACAGUGUAAUCAUGUAGAACAAUUAAAAAAGAAAAAAAAACAGUGGUGUCUGAAAAAAAAACAUACUUAUUGGUCUCUACUUCAAUUUGUUGUGUUGUGUUGGAGUUGUUUGAUGGGUGAAGAGGUGAGAAAAAACAAAGAUAGACACAUGGAAGUUAUUAAUGGUUGUGAUAAGUGGUUGUUUUUGUUUAGUAAUUGCUUAAACAAUUGUGCUAAUUGGCGUUGUUUAAGAUACCCUAAACUCUCCAUUUAAGUAAAACAAAACAAAACAAAACCUUUCUUUUCUCUUCUCUUCAGAUCUCAAUUUUCACUAAUCAUAUUUAACAACCUUAAUCUUUUACUAAUAUUACGUGUACUCAUGAAGAGACUUUCCAGCUCCGAUUCUUUAGGUGCUCUCAUCACAAUCUGUCCACAAACAGAGGAACAUAGUCCGAGGAACAACCACAGCAGUAGCAGCAACAACAACGUGUAUGGAAGGGAAUUUCAGUCGAUGUUGGAAGGAUUUGACGAAGAAGGAUGUGUUGAAGAAGUAGGGCAAAAGAAACGAAGACUGAGUGUGGAUCAAGUGAAGGCUUUGGAGAAGAAUUUUGAAGUUGAAAACAAGCUUGAACCUGAUAGGAAAGUGAAGCUUGCUCAAGAACUUGGUUUGCAACCAAGACAAGUUGCGGUUUGGUUUCAAAACCGUCGUGCUAGAUGGAAAACAAAACAGUUGGAAAGAGAUUAUGGAGUUCUUAAAGCUAACUUUGAUGCACUUAAGGUUAAUUAUGAGACACUUCAACGUGAUAAUGAAACCUUACUCAAAGAGGUUAAGGAAUUGAAAUCAAGAUUACAAAUGGAAGAAGAAAACACAACUACAGAAAGUGAUGUUUGUGUAAAACAAGAGUUGAUAACAUUGCAAGACACAGAAAACACAGCUUCCGAUGAAACGGCCAUUCUUAGAUCCGAUUCUAAGGACAUCUGUUUCAGAAACACCGAGGUUGUAGCUUCUCUGUUACCUGCGGAUUUCAAAGACGGUUCUUCAGAUAGCGACUCAAGCGCAAUCUUGAACGAAGAAAACAAUAACAGUCCCAAAGCAGCGAUUUCUUCAUCUGGGGUUCUUCAAAAUCAAAGCUUUUUGAUGUCUAAUGGAUCCUCUUCGUUGAAGUUUGGUGGUUCUUCAUCUUCUUCGCCGUCGUCGAUGAGUAAUUGUUUUCAGUUUCAGAAUGAGUAUCAGACACAGUAUGUGAAAAUGGAAGAGCAUAAUUUUCUUAGUGCCGAUGAGACUUGUAAUUUCUUUUCCGACGAACAACCGCCGACGCUUCAAUGGUAUUGUUCGGAAGAGUGGAAUUAACAGGGAGGAAGAAAUGGGAUUCGGGAGUUUGAUUUGAGAGGUGCGAAUAGAAAAAAAAUAAGACAUUAUGCGCAACGGUGUAUAGAUGAAAAUGGAUAGAUGAAGAAACUGCAUGAUGAUGAUGAUGAUGAUGAUGAGAGAGAGAGAGGUUGAAGGUGGAUGGCAUGGUGUGGGGUCGGAGAUGAAAGGUUGAUGAUGAUUAAGACCGUGCGGGAAAGGGUUAAUUAAUGAAUAAUACUACUAGUAAUAACGUGAGUAAUGAAAAGUGUUGUAAAUUUUUUUUGAAAUUCAUCGGUACAAGAGAAUUACUGUUCUAA